This is a messenger RNA of Hyalella azteca, 4705 nucleotides long. Its product is annotated as A disintegrin and metalloproteinase with thrombospondin motifs 14. Gene Ontology annotation, molecular function: metalloendopeptidase activity. The transcript is spliced from 18 exons. The record is from RefSeq and is a predicted model, not a curated record. Gene Ontology annotation, cellular component: extracellular matrix. Gene Ontology annotation, biological process: proteolysis; extracellular matrix organization. NCBI's taxonomy places the organism in Eukaryota, Metazoa, Arthropoda, Malacostraca, Amphipoda, Hyalellidae. Bases 584 to 4486 code for a protein of 1300 amino acids.
AGUGUACUUUUCUAGUUUGAAGACAGAUCAAGGUUUAUUACUAUUGGUUUAAAGCGAACGCAAUGAGCCAGACUCAAACAAAAACUUUUAUGGGGAUAUAUUUACGACUUAAGCUGCGCAUCUUCUCCUGAUGGUUAUUAAUUCACUGUUUUAUUUUUUCCUUGGUGCAAUUAAGUAACAAAAUCCUUGCCAGUUUUCUUGGAAAAUUACUAUGAACUUCUUGACAACAUAAUACUAUCGGAAAGCCGUUCCCUGCAUAAAACUUGUUUCAUAGAGAAUGCAUCGGCAACAAACUAUUAUUGAUGAGAGACAAACAACGUGCCCAAGUGGUUUCAGUUUUUGUUUGCACUUGAUUUACCAUGUUUGACAACAUAGCCACGAAUCUCCAAGUCAUUGUGUACAGGUAGACUUGUCAAGUGUUUCGAGUGUCCAAUUCACCUCAAGGACAUUCUUCGACACCAAACAUCGCUACAGCUAUCUAAGUUAUAGCCACCAAUUUAGCCAUCGACCCAGUUCUGCUCAGUAACUCAUUUCAACCCAUCAAACUGCCUCACCUGCUGCUGCUGCUGAAGUUGUUGCUGCGAUGCUGAUACUCCUCUGCCUCGUCUUACUUGGGGCAUCGGCUUCGGCUUCCAUUUCUUCGGAAUUUGUGGAUCCUGACACGCCGCAUACGAUCGUUUAUCCUGUACGUGUUGAUAAACUUGGAAGGCAACUGGACAAAUCAAGCUCAGCUCAUCGAACCUUGAAUGCACGAAGGAAGCGUGAGACUUUAAUCGAGUCUUAUGACUAUGAAGAACUAGACCGUGAUGAGAUCGAUGACCAUUUUUCUUCCGAACUACCCUCAGAGAAUAUUUCUUCCGACACAGAAGACACCGAAGAGGGAAAAGAAAUAUUUGUAAAGAUUGAUAAUGAUGGAGAUGAACUGUUGCUCCAAUUGCGACCUAAUAGCAAUCUUCGACUGCAGGGCACCGUGGUGGAGUGGGUGCUGCCGAGUGGUGCAACUAUACUCAAAACAGCUCCAGAGAAUUGCUUUUUAGUUGGCACAACUGUUGGAAAAGAACGAAGCCUUGUUGCCGUGAGCAGCUGUUCAGGCUUCACUGGACUUAUCCAAUCUGGUCAAAACAGCUACUUCAUCGAACCCUUAUACUCCCGUCAUAAGCACCCAAAAUAUCAGCCACAAACUAAUUCGCAUUCAUCAGGAAAUCGAAGACAACCUAUGCAUCCACAGUCUCGGUUUAAUGCGUCAGAUCCUUUUGAUGAGAUGAGCAACGACGAUGAUCAUGGAAGAAUCCAGGAACAAAGCGGCGAUAUAAGCACGAUUACACUGCCUGAGCCUCAUGUCAUGUACAAUGUAAAUAGUGUUCUGAAACACCUGAAUAUUUCUUUACAGGAAGAUCAAAAAUUCGGUUGGGAUCCAUUGAAAAAAGGAGGCCGUCGACGUCACAAGAGAUCUCCGCGUUCGUCGCGGGCCACCCUCAGUGGUGCAAUUAAACCAAAAAAGGAGAAAGGCUUUGUACGUAAGGCCACAGCCGCUGCCCAUAAAGGUAAAGCUUCCGAGAAGAAAACAGAUCGUAAUAAGAGACGUAAAAAGAGGAACCGCCGGCAUAACAAAAGAACCCGUGAAAUGCGACAACGAUGCCGUGAACUAAAAGCUGGUAUUUUUCCCGACGAAAAAAAUGGAAACAUGACAGUCGCCGACUUAUUCAUAAAAAAUGGCACCGACAACGAAGACGAAGACACAGAUAUGAUUGAACUUGAAUUAAAUACGGAAAACCUUGAAGUUUGGUGUGCGUUAGAAGAGGAGAGAAGAGCUAAGAAACGACAGCAAAAAGAGGAAAGGAAAAUUGCCAGAGAAAUCAAACUGAAAGAAAGGGAGAUGAAAAAGCAAGCGAGAGAAGAACGAAAGCGACUGAGGCAAGAACGGAAGACCAGAAAGAAAGAGCAGCAAGCUCUUCCAUUUGAACAGGACCUGUUCUCAGGAUCAGCGUUGGGUCCCUGGUCGUCUCUGAAUGGCUCUGAGUGGCAUGGCGGGUACUCUCCUGACCUGCCCUGGGAGGUCGCUCUGCCAGGACACUCGCCCAGUGUCGUGGAGGAAGACUUGCGCUCGUUAGACACAUCACCGGCGCUAUUGUCCCCCAAGCGCUGGCUCGAGAUCACCGUCGCCGUGGACAGCUCCAUCAUAGACUUCCACGGCGAAGACCGCACCGAACAAUACGUCUUCACGCUCUUCAACAUCGUUAGCGCCAUCUACCAAGACCCUUCGUUAGGAGCCAAGCUUGAGCUGGUGUUACUCAGGCUCAUCUGCUACACAGAUCCAAAGCAGUCUCAGGUACGGGCAGGCGAAGCGAAGUCAUCGCUAGAGGCCGUAAACCGUUGGGCCUCGCGCCUGCACCACGCGUCGCAGCCGCCGCUGCGCCACGACCUCGCUGUGUGGCUCACAAGACUGCCGCUCGGUGGACCUUCUGGAUACGCUCCUGUAGGAGGCGUGUGUCAUCCUUCCAGGAGCUGCACCCUCAACAGGGAUGAAGGACUCACGUCAGCCUUCAUCAUUGCCCAUGAGAUGGGACACGUCCUCGGUCUGAGUCACGACGGCGACUCGAGCAGCAGCAACGCGUGCGUGUCUGAGGGCGUCAUGGGCUCCGUGAUGGCGCCCCUCGUGGCUGCCACCUUCACCAACUUCCACUGGUCCCGCUGCUCCAGGACUGAGUACCUCGACCUCGUCAAUUCUUGGGAAUGUCUGAAGACGCCCCCGUCGUGGGUGAACGCGACGACGGUGAGCUCCGUGAUCUCCUAUCACUAUUCCCUGGAUGACCAAUGCCGUAUGGAGUUCGGCGAAGGGUACGAACUCUGUCGCAGCUAUGGCCUGUCAGAUUCGUGCACUCAUCUUUGGUGUGCCAACUCUUCAACGCCUCACUUCUGUAAGACUAAGAAGGGACCGCCGCUGGAGGGCACUGUAUGCGGUGAAGGCAAAUGGUGUCGUUUCGGCGUGUGCUCAUCUCGUAGCACGAACAUUGAUGCUCGAGAUUCUGCUUUAGGAGUUUCUAGCUCCAUAACAGGCGGCGAGGUCCCCGACAGUUCAGCGUCCACACCCGUCCGGCACAACCCCCAGCAUGGGGGGUGGAGCCCCUGGAGUGACUGGGGCCCGUGUUCUGUUACUUGUGGACCCGGGGUGUCCUUUAGAAGCCGCACUUGUGAUAGACCAACCCCUCAGUGGGGUGGUAGGAGCUGUCGUGGUAAGAAGGAGGAAUGGAAAGUGUGCGGUUCACGUGCCUGCUCCGACCUCAGCGACGUCAGAGCCGACCACUGCUCUCAGCUCUCAAACUUGGUAGAACUUGAUCAGCGGAUGUCUCUGCUGCACUGGCUGCCAUACGAGCCUAAAAGCAAGCGUCUGAAGUGCCGCGUGUCGUGCUACAGUCGCGCAACCAACGAAAUGUACCUCGGCCACGAGAGCCUCAGGGACGGUGCGCCUUGUUCCUAUGACUCUCCUCGCCAUCAUAUUUGUGUUCAGGGUAAAUGUGUGGAAUUGGGCUGCGACUUGCANAACAUCCACGGAGGAGACGUGCAAAUGCCGGUCCACGUGACGUCAUCGUACUACAGCCCUGACCCCCCAAACAACUACCGCUGGGUGGCGGGACCUUUAAGCGCUUGUUCAACCACCUGUGGAGGAGGUGUGCAACGGCCGACGUUGGAGUGUGUGAAUGCUGCCACGGGAGCCCUGGCGUCACAUGACCGCUGUGAGCAUCUGCCUGCUCCUCUCGUGCAGGCCUUACCUUGCAACAUAUUCAGCAUGUAUUGGAAUGGAAUUAUUGCAACUAUUUUAUUUCAUUUUUGGCAUCAGCGCUACUCCGCGAACUGGAACUUCGACGGGUGGUCCAAGUGUGAAGGUAUCUGUGGAUCAGAAGGUAUACAAGAGGCGCUGUGGCGAUGCUCGCGGGAUACGCACGAGUCAGAGAAUGAAAUCGACGUAGCCGAGACUCAACCGAAGUCCUUAAGCAUCGACGACCGCAUAAAUUGCGGGCCUUACCCACCCAAAGAAACUUCGGCAUGCAUAGUGCAAUGUGAGAACUCCACUUCAGAAUGCGAGGAUAGUGAAAUUAUGGACGUGCAAGAAGGCGACGAAACUCUGCUUCUCAGUUUGUCAAGUAAUACUUUGGAUCACAGAGAGAGUGGGCGCCUCAAAUUUUCCCGUUGCAAUACCGAAAAGUUUGACGGUGAUUUGGAAGCUGGUAAGCCUAACGCAGAAAAUGGUUUUGAAUCUACAGCAAAAGAUCCGUGGUCGCGCAAUUCAUUUUUGGUUCGUCGCAAACAAUUUCCGUUUGAUUCGAAAAAUUCUACGAGGUACUCGCAUCCUGCAGUUAAUGAUUUCCCGUCACUUACAUGUAAAAAAGAUGUGUCCCCUUUAUGCGAUUUACCUUCAUUAAGAAAAUACUGUAUGCUAAGAGGGUAUAAAAAAUUGUGUUGUGCGACCUGUGCCGAGGUAAAUUGAUUUGAAAUAGACGGUUAAAGUUUUUAGGAAUUUUAGCGCAACUAAGAAAUGUCAUCCAACUCUUGUGGGGAAAACAUCAUUUCGCCCUUAAAUGUUUCACCAGGUGCUUAAAUUGUAUAAUUAUCAUUGUCUUAAUUGUUGUGUAUCUUGUUGGCUCUGAACCAACAAUUAGAUAGAAGACUUAAAUUAUGUUUAAAAUAUUCAUAACGAAGUAAACAA